GCUUCCGUGUGCGCGUUCAGCUCUUCCUGUGAGUCUGUUCAGUUGUGCGCGCGACAGAUGUUGUAGUCGGUAAACGGAACAAACAUGUUGAUCAUCAGUAACCGGGUAAAAUUAUGUUCGCUGGCGUUUACCGCGGCGCGCAUGUACACCACCGGAGCUCAAGCUAACAACAACCCAGUGGUGUUCUUCGACAUCGCGGCGGAUAACCAGCCGCUCGGCAGGGUCACCUUCGAGCUGAAUGCAGACGUUGUGCCCAAAACAGCAGAGAACUUCAGGUCGCUUUGCACAGGUGAACAUGGAUUUGGAUACAAAGGCUCCAUCUUCCACAGAGUGAUUCCACAGUUCAUGUGUCAGGGAGGAGAUUUUACAAACCACAACGGAACCGGAGGAAAAUCCAUCUAUGGAGCGAGAUUUCCUGACGAGAACUUUAGACUGAAACACACCGGACCAGGUAUUCUCUCUAUGGCUAACGCUGGACCCAACACAAACGGAUCCCAGUUCUUCAUAUGCACCGUUAAAACGGAGUGGUUGGAUGGACGGCACGUGGUGUUCGGCAGCAUUAAAGAAGGGAUGGACGUGGUGAGGAAGGUUGAAGCUUUGGGUUCUCGAUCUGGCAGAACCGCCAAGAGAAUCAGCAUCACCGACUGCGGAGAACUCAAGUAGAGAGUCACUGAAACGCUGAAGCUGAAGCAAAUAACGCACUCACCCUCAUGUUGUUCCAAACCCGUAUGCUGGAGAAUUUUCCCAUUCGGCUUUACUUAAGAAAUGCGUUUUCUAAAUUUUUCCUUUUGUUUUGCAUGGAAAAAUAACCGCUUUGCAACUACAUGAGGGUGAGUAAAUAAUGACUGACUUGAUAUAUUUGAACGAACUAUUUCACUGUGAAAAACCUCCUUUUCGGGGCAAUAAUGCGCAUUUGUUUUGUCGAGCUUCCGUUGUUAUCGCACACAUUUCAAGCAAUAAAGAUGAGAGCAAUAAGAGAUCCUGUCUUAGUGGUUUAUUUGC
Molecule: messenger RNA, 1002 nt
Organism: Xyrauchen texanus (razorback sucker)
Lineage: Eukaryota; Metazoa; Chordata; Actinopteri; Cypriniformes; Catostomidae
Product: peptidyl-prolyl cis-trans isomerase A-like
Exons: 6
Coding region: 85-663 (192 amino acids)
Biological process (GO): protein folding; cellular response to hydrogen peroxide; regulation of mitochondrial membrane permeability involved in programmed necrotic cell death
Cellular component (GO): mitochondrion
Molecular function (GO): peptidyl-prolyl cis-trans isomerase activity
Source: RefSeq, a predicted model, not a curated record